Messenger RNA from Cylicocyclus nassatus, 1381 nucleotides. The record is from the annotation of a GenBank genome assembly. NCBI's taxonomy places the organism in Eukaryota, Metazoa, Nematoda, Chromadorea, Rhabditida, Strongylidae.
GUGAAGCAUUGAUAUUCAAUGCCAGAAAAUCGUCUAUAUAUUACUUAUUCCAACCCAAACGGUGUAUUCUGUCCGGGUUCAAAUGUCGAAGGAAUCGUACAUCUUGAUCUCAAGGAAAAAAUCAAGGCUAAGUCACUUCGAAUUACGGUAGAUGGACGAGCGUAUACGCAUUGGUCAGCAACCCACUCCAGGAAGAUACUGAACAAAGAUGGAUCUACUCGUAUGGAAAACUAUAGCGUACCAUAUAGUGCUACAGUAAUCUAUGUUACCGGUGAUUCACUGGCUUGGGCAUCGCCUCAAGGCAAAAAAGAGGUUUUGCGUUCAGGCUCCUACCAAUUCCCUUUUGUAUUCACUCUACCGCUUACCUGCGCUCCUAGCUUUGAAGGACUCUAUGGAUACAUUCGAUAUAUGGUAAAAGUAGAACUCGAUCGACCGUGGCGGUUCAACAAAUGUGACCAGAAACCAUUCACAGUGGUUCCAAUUUUUGAUCUCAACACUAAUCCAACAGCUCGAUUACCCGUGAGAGAAGUCAAAGUCAAAAACUUAGGAAUUAUUCUAUUCAGAAGUGGUAAAGUUACGAUACAGUGUGAAAUGGCUAAGUCGGGUUUCGUUCCUGGUGAAACGAUAGUAAUCAACGCCACUAUUGAUAACGAUAGUUCGAGUACGAUAACGAAGGCGCAUGUCAAACUGGUGGAGUAUUCGAGAUAUGUUGCCUACGAACAGGGAAAUAUUAUUCGUCAGGGUAUCUUCAUAAACGCGUGUGGACACAAUUAUCGUGAACUGAGGAGGAAAUUAGCAACGGGUCAUCAGAAACUCUGCAUUAACAAGAAAAGCAAAUCUGUCGCUCAAAUAUACCUUCAAGUACCACCUACAGUGCCAUCCUUCAAUAUGUGCCCAAUUAUUAGCGUUGAAUAUUAUCUUGAGGUCAAAUUUGAAACUAGUGGAGCCCUCAAUAGUGGUAUCGAAAGUACUUACCCAAUCGUCUUGGGUACAGUACCAGUGCAAGCACAAACUGUCGUCGUCACACAACCGACUGCCCCUCCUUUCAUGGAAUUUCCAUCUUCAUCUGCCGUUAGUCCCGCCAUUCCAUCCGCUCCUCCCAUGGAGAGUCCUCCGCCAUAUAUGAACAGUAAUAAUGGCGAAAUAGCCUUCCAACCGCCUCCACCCAGCUACGAAGAAUGCAUCCAAGGCGUUCAGGGUACCACAAUGGAUACGGAAAAUAUCGAACCGUUCGCACCGAGAUAUCCCUUCUACCCUUCGCUCACCAACACGUCUUCCAAUCUUACUUCGGAGAAGAACGGAGUUUUAGGCUAUAAAGUUUGAUCUACGAGUACCUUCUGCGGCUUCUUAUGUACAAACGUACAAAUGUGCAAUAAAUAUG